AUGUCGGGUGUCUCUCUCGCUGUGACUCCGCCAUGUGAGCCUGAUAGAACCACACCUUCAGCCACAAAGCCUCAGCAAAAGGCUCCGCAACAGCAGCAGCAGAAUUCUGUGGUUGGAGGAGUAAUGGGAUCGUUGCGUGUUAUUGAACUUCAACUAAUAGCCUUCAUCAUGGUUUUCUCAGUUAGUGGCCUUGUCCCACUACUUGAUCUAGUCUUCCCAGCCUUUGCCUCUGCUUAUCUUUUAGCCCUCUCGCGUUUUGCCUUCCCUUCAUAUGGAAGAACCUCAUCAGAGAUCUUCCAAGGAAGCAGAUUUUUCAGGUUCUACGUCAUCAUGGGAACAACCAUAGGGCUGUUCUUGCCACUAGCCUAUGUGUUGGGUGGGUUUGCAAGGAGUGAUGAUCAUGCAGUCCGGUCAGCAACACCUCACUUGUUCUUGCUCUCAUUUCAGAUCCUUACUGAGAACAUAAUAAGUGGUCUAUCAUUGUUUUCGCCACCAGUGAGGGUAUUAGUACCCAUGCUUUAUACAGUCAGGAGGAUCUUUGUUAUCAUUGAUUGGAUUAACGAUGUGUGGUUCAACAAAACUCUACCAGCAACUGCUCAAGUUAAGGACAUUGCCUGGGAGAGGGAUGAAAUUGAAUCAAAGAUGACAGAGGACAAACGUUCUGAAGCUGCAAACAAAUCCAAAUCAGCAGAUAAGAAAGCUGUUUAG
This is a messenger RNA of Dovyalis caffra, 708 nucleotides long. Lineage: Eukaryota; Viridiplantae; Streptophyta; Magnoliopsida; Malpighiales; Salicaceae. The record is from the annotation of a GenBank genome assembly.